AUGCCCCUCACAAUUAAGAUAAAACUCCUCCGUGCUUUGUCUGUGAUCCAAUGCUGGUUAUCUUUGUGGCUGAUAGUGCUCGGAAUCGUAGAAAUUGUGCGGGUAAAAUGGAGAUUCAGUGGGCUUGGAAUGCCCAUAUGGACUGGAGUGUUGGUAUGCAAACAAAUUCGUUUUUUAUUGCCUAGCUCACGAUAUCUUGGCGAAUUGUCCUCAAAAGAAACGUUGUGAGGUUUUUCCUGUAAUCAAAUAUUUGAGUUUGUGUUUAUUUGAUUUCAUAUAGUAUGUUAUUGAAGCAUAAAUUAGAUUCCUUUUAUAUCUUCGAACCUUCCUGAAAGAAAGCGAGAUACGAUUGAUCGAUUAAAGAUAUUUUGACAGGACUACUUGGGGGUGUAUACAUAUGGGAGAUCGUGGAAGAAAUACAUUUAGAUGAACAGUUUGUAUCCUGGAUGAGAUUAUUUUAUUUAAACCCAAGUUUUUUUCAUAAGAGACUCUAACUUUGAUGACAGACGACACAUAGAUUUUAGAUAUGUUUCUGUGGGUAAUUUGGACUUCAUGGACGCCAAAAUUCACUGAAUGUGAUCAUAGUUUGUCCCUUCUUUAGUGAACUGAGCUUUAAUCGCCCCCAUUGCCUCUCAGUGUAGUAUAAUCAGUGUAGUGUAUGGAUAAUACAAUGGGAUCAUAGAUCCAAUAAUGCAACAUGGAUUUUGAAUGUACAUGUAUUUGUCACAUAACCAACCACCCCUGUGUGGGGUAAGUGGGGUAGCUAUGGCGGUGCUUGUACAGGAUAAGGUAUCCAAGGUGAUUCCUCUGAAAAAAAAGUUUUCGACCAUUUUUUUUAAACUUUCCUUACAUUUUCUGUUUUAAAAGAUUAAAUAAAAAAGAUAGGUCACUCACCUGCUUGUUUAACCCUGUAACUCCCAUGAUCUCAUUAGUAAUUCUCCUUACUGUCUGCCAUACAGUUCUUGAUGUUCGUUUGGAGAAUUUGGUAUUGAAUCAGCUUUUAAUCCCCUAACUGAUAUUUUUCUUUAUUCUUGUCACUUGUCUGCUUGAUAUUGUAUCGAUAUUGUAAGGAGAAAUUCUGUCUUGAUCACUCAUAGGAGUUGAAGGAUUAAGAGACAAUAAUUUUGAUGCCGGCCUAACUUGUACUGCAUUAAUCCCAUGCAUCAUUUCAUUGAUUCAUAGUACAUUUUGCUGUAGCUAGAGGCUAGGGAUUUAAAAGUUACACUUAAGAAAAAAAAACUUCAUGGGUAGAAAGUCUUAAGUGUGCAGAACAAUGUGAAAUAUAAUUUUUGGAGAAAUCACGCAAUUUUAAAUGGUCAUUGACCUAAAACAUUCCUUAAAUUGUGGCUUUCAAGGUCAAAAUUUGCAUCCAUGAGUGACAAGCUUCAUGCAUGCUUUUAGCUUUAUCUUUUUUCCCUGUGAUUAAUGUUUAAAAAUUUCUUCAAUUUAAGGGGAAAAUAUUCCACCACAAUUCUACAAUAAAAAGUUUAGCUCACUGUGCUUGUUGAAGAACUACAUGUGAAGACCAUUGGAUGUCUUUACCUGGUUUCACUCAUUGAAAACAAUACAGUUUUCUUGGAAUGCAUGGGUGCUUAUUCACCUGAUUACAUGAUUUUUAUGCACAGUACAAGAUGCGCAGUGCAAUACUGAGGAAUCACCUCGAGAUUAAGUAGAAGUCAAUGUUGAAAUAUCGCCAGUAAGUAAACAAUGGUGUAAUUAACUCAGCUAGUGUUAACCCUCUGCCCCCCAAGAGUGACUAGCAUCUAAUUUCUCCCUACAAUAUCAGCCCUGAAUCACACAUUAAGGUUAUGAGAAUAAAGGAAAUGAUCACCAACUAAAGAAGCUCUUGACUGCUAAGAAAGUUUUCCUUGUCAGCACCUUAGAGAACAGUUAAGAAAAAAUGCAUACUGAUGUCAGGGUGUAAAGGAUUAAAAGUUGAAAAUAUUUUUGUUUCCUGCUGAUUUUCUGUUUUUGCACAGGAAAAAAAGCUGUUACAAUAGUUCUAAUCAUCUGCCAUAAUUUUGAGCAGUUCAAUUUUACAGUUUUUGGACAAGAUUCAAAUUUCUGAAUUCUGCACCUCCUAUGUUUUCAUCUGCAGGUUGCUCUUACUGGUUCAUUUGGUGUUUUGAUAACUUUUAAAUUUCUGCAAAAGUCACAGGGAGUGGUAACUAUUCCUCAAUAUUUAGUAAGUUUAAACUUGAUUGUUCAUUUUGAACCUGAUUUAUGCUAUUUAAUGUGGUUUGACUAUACCUGUAAGUGUAGAAUUCUUCAAAAUCUAUUUAGACUGCAAACAAGUCUUAAACAUUCAAUUGGUAUUUCAUGUUUGCCAGGUACAGUGGUUACAGUUUUGUACCUUGACAUUCUUUUACUUUUAGUAAGAGUAAACCUAUGUUGUACCUGAUUAUUUUUUACUUGAUGUACAUGUAUUCCAUAUAUUGUGGUUGCCGUGAUGUAAACCUAUCUUGUAGCUGAUCAUUUUUUACUUGAUGUACAUGUAUUCCAUAUAUUGUGGUUGCCGUGAUGUAAACCUAUCUUGUAGCUGAUCAUUUUUUACUUGAUGUACAUGUAUUCCAUAUAUUGUGGUUGCCAAUGGACCUCCUCUACAUUUUAGUAGUACAUGUAAGGUUCAUUUUAUUCUUUGCUCAUGCCAUUUAUAAUGGUAAUAGGACUGAGUGGAGGCCAGUUCAGUCUGUAAUUAUACAAGUGAUUACAAAAUCGGAUUACUGCACAAUGGGAGUCCAAUUUGUUAAUCACAAGUAUGAUUACGGACAGAAUUGGGUGAAAGAAACUAUGGGCACUGGUUAAAGGUUUUCAUAAAAGAAAAAACAACUUACACUGAAAAAUCCAUGACAACAGCACCUGUAUGCACAUGACAUUUAUUGCUCACUUACACAAGCAUGAUAUGUCAACUGUCAUAUUACACCGUCCAAUUACAAGCAUGACACAUGCACCAUCCUGUUAGUGCUCAAAUUGCACUGGUAAUAACCAGUCAUGUUCAAUAAUUUUAUCACAGUUUUGAUGAAAGUGGUUACCUUAAGAUUUGUUAACUUUUAGUGAGUGAGAACUUGGUUUCUUAUAAUUAACUUCUUGUAUUCAAUGUGGUUACCAUGAUAGACUUCUUCAACACUUAGUAACUGUUAAUGCUAGUUUCAAAUGUUCAUUUUGUACUUUGUGCAUGCCAUCUAAAUGGUUACCCAGAGAUUCUUUAAACCUUUAACUCCCCAAGAUCUGAUUGUUAAUUCUCCCUUCUAACUGCUACACAUUUCCUUGUAAAUAAGUUACAAGAAUUUGGUGUUGGAUCAGGAUAACAAUUUGUACCUGAUAAGUUUGAAUAUUCUCAUUACCUGUUUGCUGGAUAAUUUUUAGAUAUUGCAGGUUACAUGUUUAUCACUUCUGGGAGUUAGAGGGUUAACAUCAAGUGUAAACUUAUUUGGUUAUUUUGUAUUUUUAUCAGGGCUGGGUUGUUCAAAGCUUGGUCAAGAUACAUGUAACUAAAGGUUCUUGUGAAAUCUGAUUUCAGAUCUGAAAGCUUGAAAAGAAACUUUAGUAUAAUUGUUUUUGUCAAGAACUUGAUUAUUGGAUGCUCUUAAGAAAAAAGAGAAAAAAAAACUAAAAAAAUGCUGAAAAGGAAUUUGGAAAAAAGAAACUCAGAUUAAAAGUUAACCUUGGGUUAGCAGUAAUGGGUCUUUAAACAACUAAGUCCUGAAAUGUUUGCUUAUCUGUUGUGGUUGCCAUGGAAUUCCUAAAUAUUUAGAGAGUGUAAACACACAGUACUCAAGUUGUUAAACUUCUACAAACUCCAUUUUUAUAUUUCAAGGCAAUGACAUUGAUGGGUUUCUCCCUGGUGUGUGGUAUUCUCUCAAGCAUGAUCAUGUUUAAUUAUGGGCUGGAAUUGGCUGUGGCAGGCCAAAGGUCAUUUCUAUAUUAUACCUCUGGCAACCGUGAUUUUGAUGACAACUCCUUCACCGCUGCUAAAGCACCUCUUGCUGUUGAUGCUCGUUACAAUGAGGAGCAUGCCCUUGUGGGUUCCAUCUUUGCAUUCACUUUGCUGGAAAUGAUUGCAGCUUUAUGGUCUGCCGCCCUCUGCUUUGUCAAUGAUCAAAAGUCAAUGGACAAGAAUGAAGAUGUAAGUUUCACAUUUGAGAGCUCAUUGACAAAGAUUUUGAUACAUAGUUAGUAUAUCAAGUAAAGUGAUGAUCAAUAAGGACAACAAACAACAAAAUUUAUGUACCUCUGAGUCAGCAAUUAAGAUGCAUAUCACACUAUCCCUACCUGCAAAAUAGCAAAGCUAUUGAAGGCGAGAGGGAAAUAAACAUUAAUAUAAAAUCUUCAAGAACAAGUUGAACUGAACUGAAAGGAUCCAUGCAAGUGAAUGGAAAUUUUUGGUAUAUGCAAAAAAGAACCUAGGAAAAAAUCAGGCUUUGAUGAGUUUUGAAUCUUUGCCGUCCAGCUUAUACAUGUAUUUGGGUACUACCACAACUGAGCUGUGAUUAGCUAAUUUUGAGAGGGUUCUCAAUCUUCUUCCCUGUGGAGGAAUCUGAUGGAAUUUAUUUCAUUAAAAUUGUUAUCAGAUAGGUACAGAGUGGGCAAAUAUUCUAGAGAUGCCUCUUGGGGAAAGAAGAACCUUCUUGAAAUUUGCCUCUCUUCCAUCAUGUGGCUUUGUAGCUCAAUCAUUAAAUAGUAUCUGGGGGUAUGGGUUUGGAUCCCACCAAAACCAGAAUUUUUUCAGGGUUUUUUUCUCUGCAAGUGCUAAAAUUGCAACUCAACUGUGAUACUCAUUUCUUGACUUCAUGGAAUUGCAAUUUAAUGACAUUCAUUAUGAAACUGCAUAAUUAUUAAUCUAAUCAGUCAUUACACAGGAUGGUCAGGACCAAUAUUUAAUUGCCAAUACAUCAAACAUAAAUGAAACAUCUAAAAUAAUCAUAGUCCUGCAAUCAGAGUUACAGAAGUGUCAUUCAUUAUCUGAGAGUGGUUGUAAGAAAUCAAUCACUCAUCAAAAAUGUGCAACUCAUCAAUUGACUAGUCAUUUUUUCAAGGCUAUUGUGACAAUGUAUUUUGAUGUUAUAUUGUAUUUGUAAUAAUACUGUAAUAACAAAUAUAAUAAUAUGUCAAUACACCCCUGUCCAUUGAGACAUUGAAAUAAUAACAAUAAUAAUAAUAAUAGUAAUGAUAUUAUUAUUAUUAUUAUUAUUAUUAUCAUUAUUAUUACAGUAAUGUAUGUUGAGAAGCAAUCCAAGUUUUUAACUUUAAUACUAAUUCUGAUUAUGACCUCCUUUCACCUGUAGUAUGAAGUUGAUCCCUUGAUGGAGGGCGUUGGACAAAGCCAACAAGCAAGUGGUGCAUCAUGCUAAUUGUGUACAUGCAGUUACUUGUAUUAAUUAAUAGAUUCCAUGUUGCUGUGCGCCUUUUCAGUUAUAGACCAUAGAUGAUGUCAAGGUGUGGUUAGAAUAAAAAUUUCGUACAAGUGGUGCACUGAAGUGUGUCACUUAUAUUCUUACCAUGUUUCACUUCAUCUGUGAUCUGUGGCAACUUGAAUAUGGUAAAAUAGCAAAAUGCUUUUAAUGGUGAUGUCAUCUAUGCAUCUGUCUUCCAAUAUAUCGUGAGAACCAAUCAAAGUGAAGGUAUGAUUUGGCAUAUAUAACGAUAAGUAGAUAACAAUUAUAGUAAUGUUGUGACCCAUGGGCUUCACAAUAAGCACUGUCUCUCAUGAUAGGAACCUUAAGCAGUUAGGACGGCAAAUUGCCAAGGGGACGUUAAAAGUAUAUAUUCAUAAUUGAAUUUAUAUUUUUAGUUAGAAUUUCGCCGUCGUAGUUUGCUAAACGUCCCUGAUAUGUUGAAAUCAACUGCUAUAUCACAAAAAAAUUGUUCUGAAGUGCUUCAUGUUGUUUACAAAACAACCCUUGUUACCAGAGUUUAUCAUUGUAGAAUUUCUCGAAAUGUAACGCUAGCAGUAGAGUAUGUCACGAAAUGCAACGCAUGUGUUCUGAAGUGCUUCAUGUUGUUCAAAAACAACCCUUGUUACUAGAGUUUAUCAUUGUAGAAUUUCUCGAAAUGUAACGCUAGCAGUAGAGUAUGUCACGAAAUGUAACGCAUGUGUAAUGUCACCGGAUCUCUUGAUUAUCACGUGACGCGUGUUGAAUUGUAACCUGUAAAGAAACCUGGUGGUUUUUCGGAUGCGUAGUUUUCUUUGAUGUUUUGAUCUAUUCAGUGGAACGUUUUCGAAGUAAAUUGUCUUAAAGAGUUAAAAAUUUGUGUUUGCGCAUUAUUUUAAAAUUAUCAUCAUCAGACUUAUGACAAGGCAUCAUCUAGAUUCUGCUUGGUUUGCUGCUGGGCACAAAACCAUCGCUUGCUUCUUACACUACAGUGUUCAGUUUCCGGCCUUUCUGAGAUCGAGGGUAUUUUAAUAUCUUACCAGUGCACUGGAAAAAAAAAUGCCCUCUCCAAGUUAUAUAUUUUCUUUUUUUAAGUAAAGCUGCUUUUUACAAAACUUGAAUAUUUUCUUGUGUGUAGCUAUCAACAUAAAAGAAAGUUCGUUAAAGAAAUUAAUAUGACUGUCUCUAGAUGCAUCAAUUAUUGAUUCCUUUUCUUUUCCUGAUUCGAAUAGACAUCUGCAUGAUUCCUUGGGUGUGCAAAACAAUUAGGGACCUUUAGCAAACCACGACGGCGGCGGCAACGAGAACGAGGCUAAACAAAGGAUCUAAUGAGCAGAACAUUAGCUCAGCACGUGCGUUUUUAAACUGUGUUCAUUUCCUCGCCGUCCUAUGCAAAAUGAUAGCGUGAACUCGUAAACAUCUGCGUGGUCUGAGAAAGGAAACCCCGACGAUAAAUUAGUCAAGUUUCUAUAUUGAACUCAACGUUUCUCUCAUGCAUUAUUCUAUGGUUAACUUGCGGAACCGUAAGAGAUCGUAAACACAUCCAGCCAUUCGCGAAGUUCCAACUAAAAAUAUACCGUUCAUUGGCGUUGCUGUCCUAACUGCUAAAGGUCCCUAAUUCAUUAUACGGGGAAGGGGGGAGGUGGCUAUGGAAGAUUGCACAAGGCUCAAUACUUAAAGUAGACGUAUAACGUAUGGCUGGAAACUGGAUAAGAUACUGUAACACUGUAUGAUAAGACGGUUCAAAUAAUGGCAAUUCCUUAACGAAAUGGAAUUUAAAACUGUUUAUUGCCGGGAAAGGGGGGAGGGGUUGAGGGGGUGUCACCAUACCCGUACGGGCCACCAUCCAAUCUUAUGAGAAAGCUAUCCUCUCUUAUAUGACGCCCAAGCAUUUUACUUCGAGUUAUUUGGGAAAAAAUUUUCUAAAAAUAAGCCUCCCACCUACCCUAAUACAUAAACAAAAACAUUAACAAAGUAAGUAGCUACUGCGUUGUUAAUUCGAGCUAGUUGUGUUUUGUACAAAAUAUAUUUGUUUGUAAACUUUUAUAUAUAUAUAUUGUUUGUGCGCAAUUUGCAGUUUUUUUAACUAGUUAUUUGCUAACUGUAUUUAAUACUCACUGUAACUGGCCA
Messenger RNA from Pocillopora meandrina, 7502 nucleotides. Lineage: Eukaryota; Metazoa; Cnidaria; Anthozoa; Scleractinia; Pocilloporidae. The record is from the annotation of a GenBank genome assembly.